Molecule: messenger RNA, 1044 nt
Organism: Sugiyamaella lignohabitans
Lineage: Eukaryota; Fungi; Ascomycota; Dipodascomycetes; Dipodascales; Trichomonascaceae
Gene: CKA2
Product: casein kinase 2 catalytic subunit CKA2
Exons: 1
Coding region: 1-1044 (347 amino acids)
Biological process (GO): regulation of transcription by RNA polymerase I; protein phosphorylation; regulation of transcription by RNA polymerase III
Cellular component (GO): protein kinase CK2 complex; cytosol; nucleus
Molecular function (GO): ATP binding; protein serine/threonine kinase activity
Source: RefSeq, a predicted model, not a curated record
AUGUCGAAAGCUAAGCCAUCAGUUUCUCGCGUUUACGCAGAUUAUAACCAGCGAAUGCCAAACUCAUACUGGGAUUAUGAUAAUGUAUCGAUCCUUUGGGGCACCUUACAAAAUUAUGAAAUUGUUCGUAAAAUCGGUCGUGGAAAGUACUCAGAAGCCUUUGAAGGUAUCAAUCUUGCUAAUAAUGGAAAGUGUGUUAUCAAGGUACUCAAGCCUGUCAAAAAGAAGAAGAUCAAGAGAGAAAUCAAGAUUCUUCAGAACCUGGCUGGCGGCGAAAACAUUGUCAUGUUGCUAGAUGUUGUGCGUGAUCCAUUGUCCAAAACCCCCUCGUUGAUUUUUGAAUAUGUCAACAAUACGGAUUUCCGUAUCUUGUAUCCCAAACUUACCGACUUUGAUAUUCGUUACUACAUUUUUGAACUGCUAAAGGCUCUUGAUUACUCUCACUCAAAAGGAAUCAUGCAUAGAGAUGUCAAGCCUCACAAUGUCAUGAUUGAUCAUGAGAAGAGACAGCUAAGACUUAUUGACUGGGGUCUUGCCGAGUUCUACCACCCUGGUACUGAAUAUAAUGUGCGUGUAGCCUCGCGAUGCUUCAAGGGUCCUGAGCUUCUUGUCGAUUUGCAGAUGUACGACUAUUCACUUGAUAUGUGGUCUCUUGGUGCUAUGUUUGCAUCUAUGAUUUUCAAGAAAGAUCCUUUUUUCCAUGGCAGCUCCAACUCGGACCAAUUGGUGAAGAUUGCAAAGGUCCUUGGUACUGAUGAACUUUAUCAAUACCUUUAUAAAUAUCACCUGACCCUUGACAGUCAAUAUGAUAAGAUCCUUGGCUCCUAUCCCAGGAGGCCAUGGUCCCGAUUUGUCAACUCUGAAAACUCGCAUCUGGUAUCUGAAGAGGCUAUUGACUUCGUCGAUAAACUGCUUCGUUACGACCACCAGGAUCGAUUAACUGCUAAAGAGGCUAUGGCACACGCAUACUUUGAACCUGUUCGUGCUGCUGCCGCUGCAGCAGCUGCUGCUUCUGGUGGAUCAGUGGUGGCAGGAAAUAAGUAA